AGGUUUCUGAUCUUCUUUCCUUCUUCUCUCAUCUGAGGAAGUGGUCAAACAGUCGCUGUCUCAUUGUUUCUGUAACAGAUGUGAGCAGGUUCUGUCCUGAAAGCUCUUGUAAGGAUGGUGGGAUCAUUUAGGAUGUGGAUUGUAACUCUUUUUUUCCUGGGAUUGGUAGAUUUAUUUGAAGCCGCCCUGCGUCCCCGUUUGUCUUUUCCACGAGGAAGUCUAGAGCGUAGCUUGGGCAUCUAUGACAGCUCUACCGUGAAGAACUACACCACCCUGCUGCUCAGCACCGAUGCUAAAACACUUUUUGUUGGCGCCCAAGAUGCUGUGCUCUCACUGGACGUCAGCCAGCCUGAUAACAUUACACUCAAAGACAAGUUGCAGUGGACAUCAUCUGAAGACAAUCUUAAAAGAUGUCACAUGGCUUCAAAGACGGACUGUGGAAACUUUAUUCGUGUUUUGCAGUUUUUUAACUCGACACACCUCUAUGCCUGUGGGACAAAUGCAUAUGGACCACAAAGCAUCAUAAUUCCAGCUGGGACUCUGAGCACCAUGAGAGACACAAAGGAUGCCAAAAACUGCUGUCCAUUCAGCUCCACUCAGAGGAACACAGCCACCAUUGUUGAUGAAGAGCUGUAUACAGCGACUAGUGUUGGCUACUUUGGGAAAAAACAUCUCAUUUCACGCUGCCUUAGCACAGGAACACGCAACAACUUGAUGCUUGACAGCGAACCAAAAUUGUUAAACGAUCCUGUAUUCAUACGUUCUACACACAUCGCCAGUGAAGGUAAAAUCCUGCUGUUUUUUACUGAGGUUGGGGACUUGACUGGAGACUUAUUUGCGAGCUCAUUUACUGUGUCCCGUGUGGCCCAAAUCUGCACAGAUGACAAUGGAGGACACCGGGUCCUGCAGAAGCGUUGGACAUCUUUUGCCAAGUCUCAGCUGGUCUGCCAACAAGGGGACGGACUUCAGUUUAAUAUCCUGCAGGAUAUUGUCACGCUUUUGGAUGAUGACUACCCUGAUAAUACUUUGUUCUACGGUGUCUUUACCCCCCAAUGGUCGUUGUCCUCUGGUCGGUCAGCAGUCUGUGCUUUUAGUCUAGCAGAUAUUAAAGCAGCAUUUUCAGGGAAUUACAAAACAUAUAUGAAUGGAAACAACUGGUCACGUCAUCCAAAUGCAGAUGGCAAACUCGGAAAGUGUGGAUUGUUUAAUGACAGUGACAGCAUGUUAAACACUGUAAAAAAGACCUUUCUCACUGAACAAGCAGUGCGUCCUAUGGGGAAGAAACUACUUCUGUCAUCUCCUGAAGAGCUUUAUAGCCGUUUAGUUGCUCAGAAAACCCAAGCUGCCAAUGGACGGAGUUAUACCAUACUGUACCUGCUCACCGAGUCUGGAUUUCUUCAUAAAGUCGUCCUGCUGACUAAAGGUCCUCAUAUUAUCGAGGAGAUCCAGGUUUUCAAGCAACCACAAACUGUGAAAAACAUCAUUCUCUCCACCAAAAAGGGUGUGUUAUUCAUUGGCUGUUCUGAGGGUGUCUUUAGAGUGCCUGUGUCCCGCUGUUCAGUCUAUCCAAACUGUGCAGAGUGCGUGUUGGCCCGUGACCCUUUUUGUGGAUGGGACUCAGAGACUAAAGUGUGUACUCCUGUAUCCAGCACGCAGGCUAAACUACAACAGGACAUAGAAAACGGAAACGUCAAAGAGCAGUGCGCAGAGCUUAAAACUACAGGUCCUGCUACAGUGCCACGAAUUGCACAGUUUAAUGAGAUUGUGGUUUUACCCUGUGAGUCGAGAUCCAGGCUGGCUGAAGUGACUUGGAGGUUUUUAAACAACAGCGUUGUGUCUCAGUUGCCGUACGUGCACCAGGCCGACGGCAGCCUGACGUUUCGUGUCACUCCGGAUACGGUGGGCAUCUAUCGCUGCGUCUCGGAGGAACUGGGCUUCAAGCAAAUCAUUGCCUCGUUUUCUGUUAUGCCCCCCAUUACCCCUCGUUCAUUCUCUCACCCAUCACACCAGCAUCCCGAUGUGACCCGGGACUCAAGUAAGGAUACUGAAAUGGAGCCAAUACCUGAGGAUGACAUAAUGUUUGAAGAAACUGAACCCACCAAAGGAAAAACUAAUCUCAUGAACUCUGAAAAUACGGUUUGCAUCAAACAGAAAAGUUACUACACUGAAAUGAUUGCUUUUUGCAUCUUGUUUGUUAUGUGUGUCUGUUUGUUUACUGGUUUUGUGGUCUUCCGGUGGCACAGCAUGUGGUAUAACAAAACCGUCCAACAAAAUACCUCUAAAGAUUUAGAGACAGACAGUAUCUGGCAAACGGAAUUGGUAGAAAAGCAAUCUCCUAAUAGCUGAGUCCAGUUAAAACCAGCAGUAGGCCUAUAUAUGCUGGGUAUCAUAAAGACAAUGUUUAAAUAGCGCUGAUUGCAGAGAUAUGGGACAAAACCACUUACACUUUGAAAUGAAUCAGAGAUGACCACUAGAAUGCUUUUAACACAAAUGUGACCCUGGACCAUAAAACCAGUCAUAACUAGCACGGAUAUAUUUGUAGCAAUAGCCAACAAUAUAUUAUAUGGGUCAAAAU
Molecule: messenger RNA, 2575 nt
Organism: Paramisgurnus dabryanus
Lineage: Eukaryota; Metazoa; Chordata; Actinopteri; Cypriniformes; Cobitidae
Gene: sema4aa
Product: sema domain, immunoglobulin domain (Ig), transmembrane domain (TM) and short cytoplasmic domain, (semaphorin) 4Aa
Biological process (GO): axon guidance; neural crest cell migration; positive regulation of cell migration
Cellular component (GO): plasma membrane
Molecular function (GO): semaphorin receptor binding; chemorepellent activity
Source: RefSeq, a predicted model, not a curated record